AUGUGGAAAGGCUUGCUAUUAUGUGCAUUAUUGGUUGCCUUGGCCGAGAGCAAAUCGGCCGGCAGUCGGCACGAGCUACGCAAGUUUCCCGACGGGUUCCUCUUCGGAACAGCCACUGCUUCUUACCAAAUAGAGGGCGCUUGGGAUGAAGAUGGGAAAUCCGAAAACAUUUGGGACCAUUUGACUCAUACUGAUCCUUGCGCUACCAAAGAUUGCUCCAGUGGAGACAUCGCAGACGACUCCUAUCAUUUAUAUAAAAGAGACGUCGAGAUGAUGAGAGAACUAAACUAA
Leguminivora glycinivorella is the source of this 291-nucleotide messenger RNA. Its product is annotated as myrosinase 1-like. The transcript is spliced from 3 exons. Bases 1 to 291 code for a protein of 96 amino acids. Lineage: Eukaryota; Metazoa; Arthropoda; Insecta; Lepidoptera; Tortricidae. The record is from RefSeq and is a predicted model, not a curated record. Gene Ontology annotation, biological process: carbohydrate metabolic process. Gene Ontology annotation, molecular function: beta-glucosidase activity.